Molecule: messenger RNA, 2376 nt
Organism: Dovyalis caffra
Lineage: Eukaryota; Viridiplantae; Streptophyta; Magnoliopsida; Malpighiales; Salicaceae
Source: the annotation of a GenBank genome assembly
AUGCGCCACCUGCUAGCCACCACUUUCCACCGCUACAACCACCGUCUACCCACCAGUCUCCACCACCUUCUUAUCCGCAACUACAGACCCCCCAAAUCACCAGCUCCUCCAAAACCUCCAAAACCACCACAAAAACCUCAAUCUUUCACAUUCCAUGAUGCUACCUGGGAAGACCCAUAUAGCUGGAUGUCACACUUAAAUGACAAAGUAGCUAUGAGACACAUGGAUAUUUACAUGGAGCAAGAAGAGAAGUAUGCAGAAGCUGUCAUGUCUGAUACUGAGAAACUUCAGAGUAAACUCCAGUCUGAAAUGGCUUCAAGAUUGCACGUUGAGCUAUCUACCUAUCCCAUUCGCUGGGGUCCAUGGUUGUAUUAUAGAAGAGUUGAAGAGGGGAAGCAGUAUCCUGUGCUUUGUAGGAGAUUGGCAAGCUUAAAUGAACAAUUCAUUUCGAAUAAAGAUCCUUCGGGUGGGUUUGAUUUUGUUUCUGGGAAAAAGAUUGAGCAGAAGUUGGUUGAUUACAAUAAAGAAGCUGAGAGAUUUGGAGGUUAUGCUUACGAAGAAUUAUCAGAAGUGUCACCUGAUCAUAAGUUUCUUGCAUAUACUAUGUAUGAUAAGGACAAUGACUACUUUAAAUUGUCUGUACGGAAUUUGAAUUCUGGUGCAUUGUGUAGUAAGCCUCAAGCAGAUCGAGUUUCGAAUUUGGCUUGGGCUAAGGAUGGACAGGCAUUGUUGUAUGUUGUUACUGACCAACAUAAGAGGCCUUGUCGAAUAUAUUGUAGCAUGAUUGGAUCAACUGAGGAAGAUGUUUUGCUUCUAGAUGAGCCAGCUGAAAAUGUUUAUGUUAACAUCAGACACACAAAGGAUUUCUGCUUUGUGACUGUAAAUACUUUCUCUACAACAUCCUCAAAGGUCUUUCUGAUAAAUGCAGCUGAUCCAUUGUCUGGCAUGGCUUUAGCUUGGGAAUGUGAAGCUCAAGCCCACUGCAUAGUUGAACAUCAUCAAGGAUACCUUUACUUGUUUACUGAUGCUGCGAAAGGGGGCCAAUUGGUUGAUCAUCAUUAUCUUCUUCGAUGUCCAGUUAAUGCUUCUUCUGGUCCAAGGAUCUGGGAGAAUGUAUUCAAUGAUGACCAAGAUAUGGUUAUUGAAGAUGUUGAUUUCUGUAAUACACACUUGGCUAUAAUCUUACGGGAAAACUGCAGCUUUAGACUUUGUUCAGUUCCUCUACCCAUGCCUUCUAGGAAGGAAGCAGUUAGUCUGAAAGAACUUAACCCUACAUUCCUUCCUCUUCCAAAUCAUGUUUCUCAAAUUUCACCUGGACCAAAUUAUGACUACUACUCAUCAACCAUGCGCUUUACAAUAUCAUCACCAGUGAUGCCCGACGCUGUAGUUGAUUAUGAACUGUCAACUGGCGAGUGGAAUAUUGCCCAACAGCAAAAUUUGCUCUAUGAAAGAACUAGAAUUUUGUAUGGGACAACCUCUUCAGGAGGCAUUGCUGAUGGAUCCUUGAAAAAUCUGAAUUCUGAUUUUCUGAAUGAAAUCAAAUCUGAAGACGAUAACUUGUGGAAUGACCUCUCUGAGUUCUAUGCUUGUGAACGGUAUGAUGUCUCCUCUUAUGAUGGAGUUAUGGUUCCUUUAACUAUUUUAUACUCACGCAAAAACAAAAGUAAGAAUCAAAAUCCUGGCUUGCUUCAUGGGCAUGGAGCUUAUGGUGAGUUACUUGACAAGCGGUGGUGCAGUGAUUUGAAAAGCCUUCUUGAUCGUGGUUGGGUUAUUGCAUAUGCUGAUGUUAGAGGUGGAGGUGGUCAUGGUAAGGCAUGGCAACAUAAUGGUAGGCAAAGGAAGAAACUUAAUUCGAUCAAAGACUUUGUCUCCUGUGCCAAGUUCCUUGUUGAAAAUGAGUUUGUGCAAGAAAACAAACUUGCUGGUUGGGGAUAUAGUGCUGGAGGACUUUUGGUGGCUGCUGCCAUUAAUAGUUGCCCAGAUUUAUUUCGUGCUGCCAUUUUGAAGGUUCCCUUUCUAGAUGUAACCAGCACUCUUCUCCAUCCCAUUUUACCACUCACUGCUGCUGACUAUGAAGAGUUUGGGUACCCUGGGGACAUUGAUGAUUUUCAUGCCAUAAUGGAAUAUUGUCCUUAUGCCAAUAUUCGGAAAGAUGUCCUUUAUCCUGCUGUGUUGAUAACCUCAUCCUUUAAUACACGAUUUGGGGUUUGGGAAGCAGCAAAAUGGGCUGCACGAGUUCGUGAACGUGCUAUUUAUGACCCCAAAAGGCCGAUACUGCUUAAUUUAACAACAGAUAUAGUGGAGGAAAACAGAUACCUGCAGUGCAAGGAAUCAGCAUUAGAAACUGCAUUUCUUAUAAAGAUGAUGGAAUCAUAA